Messenger RNA from Seminavis robusta, 3156 nucleotides. Lineage: Eukaryota; Bacillariophyta; Bacillariophyceae; Naviculales; Naviculaceae. The record is from the annotation of a GenBank genome assembly.
AUGUCCAGCAUGUAUUUUGGAGGCAAGCUGAUAACGAGCAAUACUACUAUUAAUAGUAACACUGGUACUAACAAGAAUGGAGAAGAGGGGUAUCCGGAUCCUGAUGAAGAAGCCUGGAUGGAUGGGAGUCAAGCUCAGGACUCUUCAAUGAGCGGUUACGAUGACGACGACGAAGAGUUGGACGGGUCGGACCUUCAGAGUCGUGCAGCGAAAGAGACGAGAAAAACAUUGGCUAGCAAGGAAAACAAGGCCGUGAUCUGUCUACGUUACUUUGUACUGUUUGUGCUGAUGUCCACGGCUGUUGCCGUCUCCUUGGCUACUUUUUUCUAUUCUCGAUCCGUGGAACACGAUUCUUUUCAAGCGGAAUUUGCGUCUGUGGCCGUUGUCACGCUGCGCAGUUUUGUCGAAGCCGUCGAACACAAACUCAGUUCUCUCGAUGCCAUGGCCACUGGAAUCACUAGUCAUGCCAUUAGAACUGGAGAAACUUUUCCAAAUGUCACCAUUCCUGAUUUUGAAGUCAAAGGAGCCACACUCAGGACUCAAACUGAUUCCAUUUACAUGUUCUGGAUGCCUCUAGUCACUGAUCAAGACAGGUUGGGCUAUGAAGCUUACACUCAAAUGAUGCAGGCACAAAUAUUUGGGUCUUUUAUCUCUGAAGAAGGAUUCAGAAUGUAUCAAGAUGCUUACUUUAAUGUUUCCAUUCCCACUCCUCCACCUGAACCUGAACCUCAACCUCAACCUGAACCUACUCAAGAAGAACCUGAAGUUACUCAAGAACAACCUCUAGAAACUCAAGAAGAAACUGAAGUUACGCUGGAUGAACAAGGAAACCAGAGAAGAAAUCUACAUGUCGCUCCUCCAGAUAUUCACCCAUUGCUACAUGACACCAUUUGGGGACUCAACCCACCCUUCACGGACGAAGCAUGGCCCGAACCAUAUGGUACAGGACCGUACCUUCCGGCCUGGCAGCUAUCCCCCUCAAUUCCAUUGCCUUCUGUAAACAACUUCAAUAUGCUCGAUUACGCCGAUUUGGCUCCCAUGAUGCGACAAUCUCUAGACACUGGAAGAGCUGUACUUUCCUAUCUGCAAACAAACCAUUCCGGGGCCGCCACUGAAGAUCUCAUUCGAAUUUUUCUAUCUCUCAACCAAUACCGACACCAAAACGUCGAUUACAAUGCCGAUCCCAUGACACAAGUAUCAUAUCCCGUUUUCGACGGAUUCAAUCCCAUCACCAGAAAUGUUUCCGGAAUACUGCUCACGACCAUCUUUUGGAGACUACUCUUCCAAGAUAUCCUGCCCGAAAACGUACAAGGAGUCAUUUGCGUACUCGGUAAUACACUCGGAGAACAGGUCACGUACAGAAUUGACGGAAAAGAAGUAUCCUACGUCGGACCAGGAGACCUACACGACAACAAGUACAACCACAUGGUCGUCACAAGAGACAUUUCCGAAUACAUUACCCAACGAGCAGGAGUCAACUCGGCUUCCUACACAUUCGUCGAACUCGAUGUUGGCUACACGUCAUACUCCAUUCACGUAUACCCAUCCCAAGACAUGGAAAAUUCAUACAUCACAAAAGAUCCCAUCCUAUACGCCAUCGUUGUCGCGUUCAUCUUCGUUUUCACAUCCGCCGUAUUCAUCACAUACGAUCGAUGCGUCGAAAAACGACAGAAAUUAGUCAUGGAAACUGCUGUACGAUCCACGUCCAUUGUCACGUCGCUAUUCCCACAAGCGGUGCAUGAUCGACUCUUUGGAAAAAUUGAAGAACCAAGUGAAUCCGUCGCAGACGCAAAAGGAGACACGUGGAAAAACAUGGACGAUCCAAAUGGUGUCAGUGGAAACAUGCAUCUACGAACGCUGCAACACCAAGACAAUGACGACAACGACAACAACAAUAACACUGAUCCGGCACAAGCGCCUCUCCCAUCCAUACAAGAAAUGAUGGAAGAACAACAAAACGAUCUACGAAAUCCAGAGUCGUCACCAGGAUUCACAUUGGACAAGGCGGGGAAAAUUCCACUCGAAAAGAAGAAAAAGAAAAAGGGAAAAGCCAUCGCCGACAAAUUUCAAAGCACAACCGUAUUCUUUGCUGAUCUAGCUGGAUUCACCCAGUGGUCGAGCACUCGUGAACCGGAACAUGUAUUUGAACUGCUCGAGGCUCUGUAUGGUGCUUUCGAUCGAAUAGCCCUGCGGAGAACGGUCUUCAAGGUUGAAACUAUUGGUGAUUGCUAUAUGGCCGUUACCGGGGUGCCCAACCCACAACCGGAUCAUGCUAUUCGCAUGAUCAAGUUCGCUCGCGAUUGUAUGAUGAAGAUGGACCGCAUCUUGGAAAAGCUAGUCCCCUCGCUAGGAGAAGAUACGCUCAACUUGAAAAUGAGAGUCGGAUGUCACAGCGGCCCAGUUACGGCUGGUGUCCUCAGAGGCGACAAAGGCCGGUUCCAAUUGUUCGGAGACACAGUAAACACGGCUUCUCGUAUGGAAUCGAACGGAGUGAAGGGGCGCAUUCACGUGUCAGAAGCCUGCGCCGACCUGUUGCCAACCAAGUGGUUGACAAGAAGAGAAGACAAGGUUGUUGCCAAAGGAAAAGGGGAAAUGCAAACGUACUGGGUGGAUGCAUCGGAAGGAGCUCGGUCUGAGUUUAGCGCUCUGAGUGCUCUUAGCAGCCUUAGUGCAGUGGAGGAAAACAAGCCAUUAAUGAUUGGAAGCAAGAACAUUGAAAAGGAGCAGUACGAGGAACUGCUUGGAAGCAAGCACUUGAAUGUAGAUUUGGAGGAUCUGGACUUCUCAAUUUCAGACAUUGGUGACAUUGAACGAUCACAAUCAAUGCUGUCCGACAUUAGCGAAGGUGGUGACCUCGAGGCACAAGAUAGUACACAAAAGGGGACAAUAACGUCGAACAGUCUUCUAGGAGACUUGUCGUUGUCAGAGUCUUCGUUGUCAGAGGCUGAUUUGUUCAUGAACGAGCCUGUGAAGAAACGUUCUAAUGCAGGGAAAGCAGCAAGAGAAACGACUGCAACAAGGAACCUGGCAAUUGGCAUGCAAGAAGAGCCUUUCAGAAACGAGCCAGGGCAAACGAAAUCAAAGAGUUCCACUUUCAUCACGAUCGGUAGCAUGUUAGUGGAUGCAAUGAACUUGAAGAAUGAAAUAGAGGUGUGA